UUCCGGGGGGAAGGCUUAGGCAGCGACACCGAGCCCGGCCGCCUCCACCCCCACCACGCUCGGGGCCCUCCCUCCGCCCCGCCACCACCGUCCGCUCGUCCGGCCGCAGGGAAGGAAGAAAGGAGCGAAGGAGGCAGAGGCAUGGACCCACAGCCCCCUCCACCCGCCCAGGGCAGCCCGCCUCACCGGGGCCGGGGCCGGGGCCGGGGCCGAGGCCGGGGUCGGGGCCGAGGCCGUGGCAGGGGCGGUGCCGGAGCCCCCCGCGCCCCUCUGCCCUGCCCCACCUGUGGCCGCCUCUUCCGCUUCCCCUACUACCUCUCCCGGCACCGGCAGAGCCACUCAGGCCUCCGACCGCACGCCUGCCCCCUGUGCCCCAAGGCCUUCCGCCGGCCUGCCCACCUCUCCCGCCACCUGCGCGGCCACGGGCCGCAGCCCCCGCUGCGGUGCGCCGCCUGCCCCCGCACCUUCCCGGAGCCCGCCCAGCUCAGGCGCCACCUGGCGCAGGAGCACGCGGGCGGCGAGGUCGAGCUGGCCAUGGAGAGGGCGUUCAAGGAGGAGGCCGAGUCCAGCUGGAGCUCGCAGGAGGAGGGCGCAGAGCAGCCGGCCACCGCCGCCGCCGGGCCGGGCAAGGACGAGGCGGCGUGGCCCGAGGCGUGGCCCGCGGGGGAGCCGGCCACGCUGGCGGCCCCCACGAGCACCGAGCCCUGGAAGUCGGAGGAGGAGGAGGCCGAGGCUGGGGCUGCGGAGCUGCGGGCCGAGCUGGCGCUGGCGGCCGGGCGGCAGGAGGAGAAGCAGGUCCUGCUCCAGGCCGACUGGACGCUGCUAUGCCUGCGCUGCCGCGAGGCCUUCGCCACCAAGGGCGAACUCAAAGCCCACCCGUGUCUGCGCCCCGAGGGCGAGCAGGAGGGCGAAGGGGGGCCCCCGCCCCGCCCCAAGCGCCACCAGUGCUCCAUCUGCCUCAAGGCCUUCGCCAGGCCCUGGUCGCUGUCCCGCCACCGGCUGGUCCACUCCACCGACCGCCCUUUCGUGUGCCCAGACUGCGGCCUGGCCUUCCGCCUCGCCUCCUACCUCCGCCAGCACCGCCGCGUCCACGGCACGCUCAGCCUCCUGGCCUCGCUGCCCUCGGCGGGCAAGAAGGACGACAAGGCCUCGGGGGCGCGGACCUCAGGGAAGGGGCCCGAGGGCGGCGAAGGGGCGGAGUGCGGGGGCGCCGCGGCCGGGGGAGAAGGCGGGCAGGACGGAGGGGACGCCGCCCCGGCCCGGCCCCCCGCCGGGGAGCCCCGCUUCUGGUGCCCCGAGUGCGGCAAGGGCUUCCGGCGCCGCGCGCACCUGCGGCAGCACGGGGUCACCCACUCCGGGGCGCGCCCCUUCCAGUGCGUGCGCUGCCAGCGCGAGUUCAAGCGGCUGGCCGACCUGGCCCGCCACGCGCAGGUUCACGCCGGCGGCCCCGCCCCGCACCCCUGUCCGCACUGCCCGCGCCGCUUCUCGCGCGCCUACAGCCUCCUGCGUCACCAGCGCUGCCACCGCGCCGAGCUGGAGAGGGCCGCGGCGCUGCAGGCGCUCCAGGCCCAGGCGCCGCCGCCACCAGCCGGCCAGGAGGCGGGGGGGCUCCCGCCGCCAGCGGGGCGCAUCAAGGAGGAGCCGCCCUCCCCGGGGACCCCGCCCCAGUCGCCGUCGGCUGCCCCCGUCUUCCUCAGCGCCUCCUGUUUCGACAGCCAAGACCACUCAGCCUUCAAGAUGGAGGAAGAAGAGAUGGAGAGCAAGACGCACCUGCACGGGGUGGGCGGCCUGGCCUCCUGACCCUGACACCCACGCGCGGCCCCCGUGGGCUCCCCGGUUUGCAACGUGGAGGAGGGAAGUUGAAGGAGAGGCACCUCCUCUGUCCCCUGCCCCCCCUUCCAGCCCUGACACCAAGCGGGGCCCCGGCCCCCACCCCCAGGCCCCCUGAUGCCAGUUAGGAACUG
This is a messenger RNA of Manis pentadactyla (Chinese pangolin), 1964 nucleotides long. It is a transcript of the gene ZNF579, whose product is annotated as zinc finger protein 579. Lineage: Eukaryota; Metazoa; Chordata; Mammalia; Pholidota; Manidae. The transcript has 2 exons. The record is from RefSeq and is a predicted model, not a curated record. The coding region runs from base 142 to 1800 and encodes 552 amino acids.